Fusarium musae is the source of this 285-nucleotide messenger RNA. RefSeq lists its product as uncharacterized. Lineage: Eukaryota; Fungi; Ascomycota; Sordariomycetes; Hypocreales; Nectriaceae. The record is from RefSeq and is a predicted model, not a curated record. The transcript is spliced from 2 exons. Bases 1 to 285 code for a protein of 94 amino acids.
AUGGGAGCAAAUGCAGAUGUAACUUCUAUCCGCCCAGAAGGACUGGGCCUCGUGCUACUUGCUGUCACUCUCUUCUUUGCCCCUCCGACCACUAUUAUCAUUGCUCUACGAUGCGGAAUCCGGGCAAAACACCAUGUCUUUGGGACAGAUGAUAUUCUGAUGCUGAUCGGAUGGAUGUUGUUCAUGGUUGUUGUAGGUGUUGUCUCGAAAGGGACCUACUACGGUCUCGGCGCCAAGGAUGCGAGGCUCAAUGAGUAUUUGGUCCAAAAGAGUAAAAUGGUAUGA